Messenger RNA from Striga hermonthica, 1545 nucleotides. Lineage: Eukaryota; Viridiplantae; Streptophyta; Magnoliopsida; Lamiales; Orobanchaceae. The record is from the annotation of a GenBank genome assembly.
CUGCCUUUACCUGCGCACACGCGACGUCGCCCCACUACCCGCGACAUCGAGAGCCAUCGCCAGUGCCACCCGCGUGCCCGCGCGCACUACCGCGGCAUCGAGAGUGUCCCUAGCGCCCGCGCGCCCACGCCUCUCUACUAUCUUCCACCUUCCGGUUCAUAUGAUGUUAUGCCUCCACCCGAGCUGACUCGGGCCCCUCCAACCGAAUUAGAAAAGAUCGUGGCAAAAUUAGAGGAGGACGCUCAUACCCUUCGUGCUUCUUUGGCCUCCCUCUCCGAAAAAGAAGAAACCGAGUCCUUCACUUCUCCCUCUCCGAUAUUUGAGCACCCAUCGGUUGGACAACCUCGUUCAUCUAGUCUUGGAGCUUCAUUUCAUUCCGAGGUUGGGCCGAUUGAUCGUCACCAAGAAGUUUUGGCAAGAACUCAAGACGCACUCGCGAGCCUCGCGUCGAUCAUCGAGGAGUUUAAUAUUUGGAGGUGCAUCCCGAUUCCAUUCGUUCUUCGUGCUACACUUGAGAAGUUUGAAUCCACCGUGGUGUAUUUUCUCGACUUGGAUUCAUCUUCUAUUCCGCUCGGUAGAUAUUCUACUCUAUCGAUGAAGCUUAUUCGCGAGAGCACUCGAUUAGAGAGCGAAUUUCGAGGUAUGGUGGAUCGUUUUGUUUCCUUUAAUGAGAAGGGCCUCACUCCCGUGUACGAUGGGACUCAACCUUUAGAUACGAGUGAGGAAAUCGAUGAGCUUAUUGUCGAAGAACUUCCUCCUUGUGAUGACGUGGACUUGCAUUCUACAAUAGGUACGUUAAAAUCUUCUUCCGCUUGCCCGAAAGAUCUAUACCCGCUGCCAAGGAUCGACCAGCUGGUAGACCCCACGGCGGGGUGUGAGUUGCUUAGCUUGAUGGACGCCUCGCAGGGGUAUCAUCAGAUCCCCUUGGCGAAAGAAGACUGGAAGAGGGUGAGCUUCAUAACAAGCAAAGGCACCUAUUGUUAUGUAGUCAUGCCGUUUGGAUUAAAGAAUGCCGGGGCCACUUACCAGCGGUUGGUCGACCAAAUUUUCAAAGACCAGUUGGGGAGGAAUAUGAAAGUGUAUGUCGAUGACAUGCUGGUAAAGAGUAAGAUAGAGGUGGACCACGUGGGCGACCUGAGGGAGACUUUCCAAACACUGAGGAGGUUCAGCAUGAAGCUCAUCCCGGCUAAGUGCUCGUUUGCUGUAAAGGCAGGGAAGUUCUUGGGAUACAUGGUGACAAAGCGGGGCAUAGAGGUGAAUCCCGAGAAAGUAAGAGUUGUGAUCGAAAUGAAGCCACCGGCCAAUGUGAAGGAAGUCCAAAUACUAACUGGUCGAAUAGCAUGGCUAAGCAGAUUCAUUUUCAAGGUGGCUGAAAAGAGCAGCCCUCUGUUCAAAACUCUGAAGAAAAGCUCGAAGUUUCAGUGGACGGAGGAAGCCCAGAAGGCCUUCGAGGAGCUGCGGGAGACGCUGGCUAACUUGCCCUUACUGGCCAAGCCAAUCCAUGGAGAGGAACUUGUGCUCUACAUAUCGGUGGGCGAGAGUGCA